This is a messenger RNA of Suillus subaureus, 1227 nucleotides long. RefSeq names its product aspartic peptidase A1. NCBI's taxonomy places the organism in Eukaryota, Fungi, Basidiomycota, Agaricomycetes, Boletales, Suillaceae. Gene Ontology annotation, molecular function: aspartic-type endopeptidase activity. Bases 1 to 1227 code for a protein of 408 amino acids. Gene Ontology annotation, biological process: proteolysis. The record is from RefSeq and is a predicted model, not a curated record. The transcript has 6 exons.
AUGUUCCCAGCUGUAUCCCUGUUGACGACUCUCCUCCUGGCCUUGUCUAUCGCUGCAUCGCCUGUUGAAAUUCGCGACUCCCCCAUCACCCUCCCAACUGCCAGGAGGCUAAACACCUCUGGUGGUACCAUAAAUCUCUUGCAGCAUGACCAAUCUCGCGCGACCGCCCUCAAAACUAUCACUAUCGGCAGAGACACUCUUGACCGUCGUACUGGUAGCAUUCCUGUGACAAACAAUGCUGUAGACUACAUCGCAUCAGUUGGCAUUGGCAACCCUGCCACAACCUAUAACCUGAUUGUCGACAACGGUUGCUCGGUCACAUGGGUUGGCGCCACCACUUACGUGAAGACCAGCACCAGCGUCGACACUGGCAAUACUAUAGCGGUCCCCAGUGGUUCUGUUCCCUUCUCUGGAACUGAGUACACCGACACCGUCACGCUCGGUAGUGGGCUCACCAUCAUCCAGCAGCCAAUUGGUGUUGCUUCUACUUCGACCGGCCUCACCGGUGUUGACGGUGUCCUUUGCAUCGGGCCCCUAGACUUGACAGAGGGAACCCUGACAGAUGAACCAGACACGACGAUCCCAACUGUCACUGACAACCUGUAUAGCCAAGGCAUCAUUUCUCAGAUAGUUGUUAGUAUCUCUUUCGAGCCCACCAGUUCGGAGUCAGACACCAACGGAGAGCUCACCUUCGGUGGAACUGACGCUGCCAAGUACACCGGCGCCAUUGCAUACGCUCCUCUAACCACCACCUACCCUUCAUCCUACUACUGGGGUAUCAACGAGAGCAUCGCUUACGGCACCACGACCAUCUUGUCUGAGACGGCUGGUAUCAUUGAUACUGCCACUACUCUCAUCCUCAUUGCCACCAAUGCCUACAGCUUGUACCAGUCUGCAACCGGUGCUACUUUGGACGACACGACUGGUCUUCUCCGCAUUGACUCCACCCAGUACAGUGCCCUCGAGAACCUGAACUUUAAUAUUGGCAGCAGCACGUACGUUCUCACCCCUAACGGCCAGAUCUGGCCUCGUACCCUUAACACCUAUAUAGGUGGUAGCACCAGCUACAUCUACCUCAUCGUCAACUCCAUUGGCACCCCCAGUGGUGAAGGUCUCGAUUUUAUCAACGGCUACACUUUCAUUGAGCGCUUCUACACCGUGCUUGAUACCACCAACUCCCAAGUCGGUUUUGCUACAACCGCAUACACGAAUGCCACCACUAACUAA